AUGGCCUCCGUCGCCACAUCUUGCCCGACUACGUUGAAUGGCAUGAACCGCAUGCAUGACGUUGAUCAGCAACAACCGCCGGACCUGGCCCGGACCCCCAUUCCGUCAUCCGGCACACCGUCGGUAGCCACAAACUCGGCCCCAGCGCCAGAGCCAGGGGUGAUGACGACGGCGGCCUCCACUUCCACGACCUCCCGCCUUCCGCGCCUGCCCAGCAUCUCGUCGCUGCUCGCCGGUUUCCCUGGUCAUGAUGCCUUUGGUGAGUACCCGUAUGCACUACGAUCUAUACACUACGUCAUAGGGGAGAAGCGCAUGACGCCUGUCAACCUGUUCUGCAGUGGCGUGCACCUGCGAUUGAAGAAGGGGCCCGCAUUGUCUACAUUUGAGCAAUUUGCUGACAUACCCACCGACCACCUCCUUCUUCCUCUGUUUUGGCAUUACAGAUCAGAGUCCGACCUCCCGGCGGAGGUCUGCUCCACGAAUUGAUGAAUACCCAAUGUCGUCUUACAAGAUGGGCGGUGGACCGCAACAGUCUCAAUCCCCAAGUCGUGGUUUUUCUGGAUGGGAUCAGCCAUCACCAUUUUCGCAGUCACUUUCGACAGGAUCUUCUGCCACUGCACCUCCUCUGUUCCCUCGACCGCCGAUACCAACCAAGUCUGCAACUCAGCCAAGUUCGGGUAAGUCGGUACCUCUUGCGAGGUCCCACCUAUUCAAAACUUUCAAGCUCACUCGAUGCCUCGGUAAUCUGCUUUACGUCUGGUGCAGAUCAGCUCACAUCACCGACAGGAGGACCGCUACAUCCUCUGCCGUCCGGUCUCGUUGGUUUCGCUCCUCUUUCACCGCCCCAAGCGGACCGAGGACUUGUCUUCCGCCCGCGAAGCAACUCUUUAUCGGUCCAUCCCUAUGCGAAUCCGUAUCACCAUCGGUCGGCGACGUACGAGCAUGACCCUCGUCGAAGAGGGAGUUUGAACGAAGGGAUAGCCAGAACUACCACGAGCGGCACCUGGUCACCUACGACUGUGCCCGGGGGUCCCUUUGGCCAGUCAGCCGCAGCCGCAGCCGCGGCUCGCGCUCGCAAGCACUCAGUCGAUUCUGGAUGGACUCAUUAUCAGAUGUCUGCUCUCGGGACGAAUGCUUCCCCACGAUCUCGUGCCGCUUCCAUCUCGGCGGCCCCCGAAGAUCAUCGCUAUUUCCCCAACUGGGCCGAUCACGAACGAGACAUGGCUAUGCGCCAAGCUCGCAACGCCAGCGGGAGGGUCAACUCGCUAGCUUCGUCGGCCUCGUCGCCUCACGCCAGCUCAGAACUCGAUGGGCGUCAGGAAGCGAUGGAGCAUCUCGAGCUGGCUCGAGAGCGACCUUUGGCGGGCUUGAGCUCGAGGGAGCCUGUGGGGGCAAUCCUUGCGAGCAGCUCAUCUCCAGACGCUCGCCUCGCUCUCGGUGAACGACCUCACGGUCGACUCUCGCUCGGAGGCGCACCCGAUGUCACCGGUCUACACAUCACCUCGCUGGACGGUCGACAUCCCUCGAUCCCAAUGAUCAACCCUUUCAACGGCGGUCCUGUCGGGCAUGGGUUGCCAUCUUCAGCUUCACACCCAUCCGUCAUGGCUGGCCACUUCCCGGAUCACCAGAAUCAGGCAUGGAGUCGGACCUCCCCCAGUUUGCCAGGGACGGGAUCGUUCCCGUCGCAACCUUAUCUCACGCUCGGCGCUACUCUUGACGAUGGGACGAACGAGAGCGGUGAGCACGGUCGGUACAGCUGCGAGCACUGCCCGAAGCGCUUCGCUCGACCAUCGUCUCUACGCACACACAUUCAUUCACACACCGGCGAGAAGCCUUUCACGUGCGAAACAUGCGGUCGAGGUUUUUCGGUGCAGUCGAAUUUGCGGCGCCACUUCAAGAUCCAUCGUGCGACGCGCUUGGCCAAUUCGAUCGUUGGUGAGGACGGCGACGUCAAGAUCAGAGGCUCCGACGAUGAGGGGCAAGGCUCGGUAUCCCCCUCGGACGAGGGCAGUGACGAACUAGAGCAAACACAAGCCGAAUGA
Messenger RNA from Microbotryum saponariae, 2042 nucleotides. The record is from the annotation of a GenBank genome assembly. Lineage: Eukaryota; Fungi; Basidiomycota; Microbotryomycetes; Microbotryales; Microbotryaceae.